AUGGGCUGGUUUACCAAGGCGAAGCCGAUAGACGAUCAGUCGAGGCCGCCAUCGCGGUCAUCGAGAAAGCAGUGUUGGGAGUCAAGAGACAUCUUCUUUCAGUGCCUGGACAAGAUUUCUGUGGUGAACGCUCUUGAUCCCAAGAACCAAGAUGCCAUUCAGAAGAACUGCAAGGCCCAGGAGAACAAGUACGAGCAGGACUGCGCGACGAGCUGGAUCAAGUACUUCAAAGAGAAGCGUGUAGUCGACCACAAGCGCGAAAAGUUUAUGCAAGAGAUGGAGAGCAAGAACGCGCAGCAGAUUGAUCUUUCCGGGGUGGUGAGACGUUAG
Molecule: messenger RNA, 330 nt
Organism: Lachancea thermotolerans CBS 6340
Lineage: Eukaryota; Fungi; Ascomycota; Saccharomycetes; Saccharomycetales; Saccharomycetaceae
Gene: COA6
Product: Coa6p
Exons: 1
Coding region: 1-330 (109 amino acids)
Biological process (GO): mitochondrial respiratory chain complex IV assembly
Cellular component (GO): mitochondrial intermembrane space; respiratory chain complex IV; mitochondrion
Source: RefSeq, a predicted model, not a curated record